Aspergillus glaucus CBS 516.65 is the source of this 984-nucleotide messenger RNA. RefSeq lists its product as uncharacterized. The record is from RefSeq and is a predicted model, not a curated record. The transcript has 2 exons. Bases 260 to 742 code for a protein of 160 amino acids. Lineage: Eukaryota; Fungi; Ascomycota; Eurotiomycetes; Eurotiales; Aspergillaceae.
CAGCUAUACCAGCAGUGUCGAAAAGAUGAGAUCAUGUGAUACAAGUCGCUACCAUAACCUGUAAACUCAAUCAGGUGACCAGUGAAUACAGGGACACGACACUUUUUCGUCUCAACGAGUACACACAUUCACCACCAUAGGCAGCCGAAUUUCUCCUUCUACAAAACCUGCCCACUGAAUUCUACAACUCUCCCUCCUCCAACUCCCCGCUAUCUGACAGUCAAGAAAACCGCUGUCCUACACGCGAAAAAACUGCAAAAUGGGUGAACCACUCAUCAGCGUCGUUUGUACGGCGAAUAUCCCGCCUGCUAUCCUCUCCACAAUCCUAACCAACACCUACGACAAUGACCCCGACUGCGAGCCAGCUCUUAUCCUCCUCUCCACGACCACAAAAUCUGACUGGGAGGCCUACACCCUCGACUCCGCCACUCAGGUCCCAGUCACCGAGUCCUUUGUCUCGCCUUUCGUCGGAAUGACCAUGCAGAAAAUUGCCGGAUGUCUCCGUGCGAAUGCCUCCGGUACCCUGGUUAGUGAGACGUACUUCUACGUUGCGGAUGAGCGAACCGCUGAAGAUCAGACGUUGCUGCUUGUGGAGGUUGAGGGGGAGGGUGUUGAGGGAUUGCGAAGCGUGAGGGUUGCUGGGGAGUGUGCGAAUCCGGAUGGUGUUGCAUUGACGGUUGGGACAAUUGGUUUUGAAGAGAUUGAGAGUUUGGUGGGAGAUGAUGGGGUUUAUCAUGGAUGAAGCUGUUCCUUUGUUUAUUUCUUUGCGUCGUGAUUGCACUUUACGAGGCUAUGAUCCUUUACUUUUUAUAGUUGUUGAAAUGAGAACAGUCGUUGCAAUCUGCCCCUACGUUUGGCAUAAAAUUAUGGACAAUAUUUCUCGUGAUAAGACAUCCGAUUAUGUUGUGAGUUAAUUCAAAUUAAACUCAAACUCAUGCUUUAUCGAGUCUGUGGUGUUGGUCCACAUGGUUCCCGCGGAGAUUG